This is a messenger RNA of Eimeria maxima, 2118 nucleotides long. RefSeq names its product DNA ligase, putative. Gene Ontology annotation, biological process: positive regulation of apoptotic process; intracellular signal transduction. Lineage: Eukaryota; Apicomplexa; Conoidasida; Eucoccidiorida; Eimeriidae. Gene Ontology annotation, molecular function: protein serine/threonine kinase activity. The transcript has 8 exons. Gene Ontology annotation, cellular component: nucleus. The record is from RefSeq and is a predicted model, not a curated record. Bases 1 to 2118 code for a protein of 705 amino acids.
AUGAAGGCCUUAUUAGGUAUAAUAGGAGACACAUUAGAUCUAAUUGCUAUUGGUGCUUUCUUCUCUAAUACAGCAUCUAAUAGAAUUAUUGAUUCAGAGGAUGCAUUAGAUCAUUGUACACAUUUAUUGGUUGGUGUUUUACAUCCAGAUGAUCCAUCUAAAGUUAUUCCCUUCUGUAGGGUGGGUGGUUUAUCUGCUGCUCAAUUAUCUGAAUUACGUGCUAGAUUACAUAAGAAGAUAAUUCGUCUUAAUUGGGUAGUAUACACGCUCCCUCAUGCAGCAGCAAAGUUAGACAUAGAACAGACUGCAGCAGAGCAGCAACAGCAGCAGCAGCAGCAACAGCAGCAGCAGCAGCAACAGCAGCAGCAGCAACAGCAACAGCAGCAGGGGGAGGUGCACCAGGAAGAGGUGCAGCAACAGAAGGAGCAGCAGGAAACGAGUUCUUCUUGUCCGUCAAGAGGCACACAAGAAGCAACAGCAGCAGCAACAGCAGCAGCAGCAGCAGCAGCAGAGACACCAGACCCUCUUCUUGCAGCUGUAUCAAGAGCAUUAGAGAAGCAGCAGCAGCAGCAGCAACAGCAGCAGCAAGAACAACAGGAACAGCAGCAGGAGCAGCACGAAGAGCAACAACAAGAGGAACAGCAGCAGAUUAGCAGCAGCAGCAGCAGCAGCAGCAACAGCAGCAGCAGCAACAACAUUGGUGAUCUCCUUGAUUCUUUAGCUCUUAUCCCUCCCCCUAAGAGGCUACGCCAAUCUGCUGCUUCCUUACUGUCUCCAACAGCAGCAGCAGCAGCAGCAACAGCAGCAACAGCAGCAGCAGCAACAGCAACAACAACAGCAGCAACAACAGCAGCAGCAACACGAAGACGGGGCACUACCAGGGUGUUGGGGUCUCCUCACAGACUAGUAGAGCAUUUGCUGCCAGCAGCACCAGCAGCAACAGCAGCAGCAGCAGCAGCAGCACCUGCUGCUGCUGCUGCUGCUGCUGCUGGUUUGCCGCUGCAGGGUAAGGAGUUAUGGAUACUAGAAGGAGAUAAGGAGACACCUAAGGAGACACUGGAGGUAAUUGCUGCUGCUCUUGGUGCUGCUGUGCUGCAGUACCCAAUUAACAACAACAGCAGCAGCAGCAGCAUGCAUCAGCAGCAGCACCAGAAGCUUGCUGCUGUUACACCAGGAGGAUCACCUUCCUCCAGUGGCUCAGCAGGCAGUCACCUGCAGCAACAGCAGCAGCAGCAAGGUGGUGCAGCAGCAGCAGCAGCAGCAAGGAAUUCGCCUGUAGAGGAACGAAAACCUUCACGUACAUGGAGGGCAAUCACAGCAGCAGCAGCAGCAGCAGCAGCACACGACGUAAGAACGCCUAUCCACCACCGCACUGCUGCUGCUGCUGCUGCGGCUGCUGCAUCAGCACAAGCAACAGCAGCAGGAGCAGCAGCAGCAGGAGGGGAAGCAACAGCAGCAGAAGAAGGGGAAGAAGGGUACACAAUAAAGGAGACAAAAGAUUUGCUGCUUGCUGCUGCAGCACAAUCUCAUGAACAUGCUUCUUCUGCUCUUAGGUUAUGCAAUACCUCUUAUUUCUUUAAUGAUGAACAGGCAAAAGCAGCAGCAGCAGCAGCAACAGCAGCAACAGCAGCACCAACAGCAGCAGCAGCAGCAGCAGCAGCAGCAGGGGGCCCUUCCUCUGUGGAUAUGCCUUGGGAGCCGCCUUCUUGCUGCGCUGCAGCAGCAGCAGCAGCAAAGAAGAAGUUUUUGCUGCUGCAGCAGCGAACAACCAAGGCUCUAUACACCUGGGUUGGAGGAUGUCGUGCUGCCUCCCCUUCAACUGCUACACACAUUGUGGAUGACAACCAGCAGCAGCAGCAGCAGCAACAGCAGCAGCAACAGCAGCCUGCUGCAGCAGCAGCUGCUGCUGACCGUUCCCUUUCUUGGCAAGAUGUUGACAACGAGGUGCGGCAGGUUAUAGCAGCAGCAGCACGUACUCAUACAGCAGCAGCAGCAGCAGCAGCAGCAAGUGAUGAUAAAGGAGAAGCAGCAGCAGCAAGUACUGGAGGAGACAGAUUACUUUCUCUGUCUUUCUCUGCUGCUGCUGCUGCUGCAGCAGCAUCAGCAGCAGAAGGAUGA